Molecule: messenger RNA, 390 nt
Organism: Danaus chrysippus (African queen)
Lineage: Eukaryota; Metazoa; Arthropoda; Insecta; Lepidoptera; Nymphalidae
Source: the annotation of a GenBank genome assembly
AUGUCCGAUAAAAAACUUUUUAGACGCGAUGAAAUUUACAAUCGCAAUACUAAGACGGAUGCAGUGUUUAUUAUACAAAAUCAAGUGUACGAUGUAACGAAAUUCUUGGAUGAUCAUCCUGGGGGCCAUGAGGUGCUCUUGAAUGUCGCGGGCAAGGACGCCAGCGAGGAUUUUGAAGACAUCGGUCACAGUAUGGACGCUAAGGAAUUGAUGAAGAAGUAUUUGAUAGGCGAAUUGGUUGAAGAGGACAGAGUCGAGCCUAAGAAACGAAAGUUUGAUUGGGACAGCCCUAAGACUGAAAAAACAGAGACCAGCUUCACCAGUUCUUGGAAAUUCCCCAUCCUUUUGGGGUUGAUAAUGACUGUCCUGUACACUUAUUUAUUUGGUUAA